Messenger RNA from Drosophila biarmipes, 277 nucleotides. RefSeq names its product daisho1. The transcript is spliced from 2 exons. The coding region runs from base 81 to 209 and encodes 42 amino acids. The record is from RefSeq and is a predicted model, not a curated record. Lineage: Eukaryota; Metazoa; Arthropoda; Insecta; Diptera; Drosophilidae.
GAGCUCCCGGUCCACAGAGGGGGCAUCAGUAUCUCAGUACUACCACGGUAAUAAACAACCAACCAACCACCAAACCCAACAUGAAGUUCUUCCAAGCCGCUGCCCUCCUCCUGGCCAUGUUCGCCGCCCUCGCCAAUGCCGAGCCCGCUCCCCAGCCCGGAACCGUGCUCAUCCAGACCGACAACACCCAGUACAUCCGCACCGGCUAGGACUGGAGAAAGACUUUGACUAUGUGCUACCAAUUUGGAUUUUUAAAUAAAAAAUAUGAAAUUUACAA